CGUUUGGUUUAAUUUGGGCUCUGAUUGGAGCGCCGAGGCCCAUCUGAUCCUCAUCGCGAGUUGAGGCCGCCGCCGAGCAACUACUUCCUGAUGCCGAGCUGCCUCCUUCUCGGCGUCGCGCCACGCCCACCGCCCGCCGCUCUCCGCCUGCUCCUCCGCCGCCGGAUGGCCUCCUCCGAGCCCACCCGCGCUUUCCAGCUCCGCCUCAAUCCGCUCACCGGCGACUCCGAGUGGCUCAUCGUCGACGAGGCGGAGUCAGAGGCGCCUGCGCCGGUCCACCACAAGCAGCUCCUCGCCGCCACCUCCUACCUCGACAUGCUCAACGACGCCGCCCGCAACCGCGCGUACCGCCACGCCAUCGAAGCCACAGUCAUGGACCCCACCUCCCGCGUCCUCGACAUCGGAGCUGGGACUGGGUUGCUGUCCAUGAUGGCUGCGCGAGCUUUGGCAGCUGUUGGAGGUGAAGGCAGCAGGGGAAGCGUGUCGGCAUGCGAGGCCUACCUUCCAAUGGGAAAACUAACACGGAGGGUGCUCAGAGCCAAUGCCAUGGAAAACAAGGUCAAAGUCUUUCACAAGCGUUCAGAUGAGCUCAGAGUUGGGGUUGAGCUUGAUUCUCGAGCUGAUAUACUGGUAAGUGAAAUUCUUGAUUCUGAGCUCUUGGGUGAGGGUCUCAUACCUACUCUACAGCACGCGCAUGACGAGUUAUUGGUGAAAAAUCCAAAGACAGUUCCGUAUGGAGCUACUACAUAUGGAGUGUUAGUUGAGAGCACAUUCUUGUGGAAGAUGCAUGAUCUGCACAGCAGUGAAGCAAAUGCUGAAGAUGGCGUGCGGCUUACUCCUAGCGGGACAGAAAAUAUUCUUUCUGUGAAGCCACAACAACAUGCGAUGCAAUGUGAUGCACUGGCAGAUGAAAUACGAUUGCUGUCAGAACCCUUCAAAGUUUUUGAAUUUGACUUUUGGAAACGACCAGAUAGUCAUCAUGAAACAAAGAUCGAGAUAAAAGCUACUGCUGAUGGACAUGCUCAUGCUAUUAUUUCAUGGUGGGUGCUUCAACUGGAUUCUGCUGGAUCAGUCUUUUACUCAACUGCUCCUCGAUGGGUGAGACAAUCGAGUGGUGUGGAUUUACCACAAUGUGUCCAUGGCAUGAACGACUGGUGUGAUCAUUGGAAGCAGUGUGUCUGGUUUAUACAAGGGACAGGGACUCCUGCUAUGAAAGAUCAAACUCUUUCUUUGAGAGCUAGCCAUGACCAAACUAGUAUCUCAUAUCGCUUGAAUAUGAAUGAUCAAGUAAGCAGUAGAAGCCCCAAAAAUGACCAUCUAACAUUGUUGCCAGAAAGGAUAGCACUUUAUGGUGAUAAAGCUUGGAGAUCAGCAUUGAUAGGUGCAGUUAGAAAUGCGAUGAGUGGAAAGCCUUCUCCAACCUGCAUUGUGGCUGAUGACAGCGUGCUCCUAGCUCUCGUAGUUUCUUCUCUGUUACCAUCUUCAAAAGUUAUUAGUAUGUUUCCUGGUCUUAGGGACAAGGGUUUCAACUAUCUUCGAGCUGUUGCGGAUGCAAAUAAUUUAUCCAUGGACCGGAUUAAAGUCAUUGGUAAAAAUGCCUCAUCCCUAACUAUGAAUGACUUAAAGCAUGAAAAGGUUAAUCUAGUGGUAGGCGAACCUUUCUACCAUGGAAGUGAAGGGAUGCUGCCAUGGCAAAAUCUGCGUUUCUGGAAUGAAAGAACUCUGCUUGAUCCAUUGAUAUCUGAGGAUGCAUUCAUCAUGCCUUGUAAAGGAAUAUUAAGGUUAUGUGCCAUGUCCCUUCCGGACUUGUGGAGGAGCCGUUGCAGCCUUAAAGAUGUUGAGGGCUUUGAUCACUCGGUUGUUAAUGAUACUUUUGGAGCCUGUGGUGAUCUGCCUGGAGAGCAACAAGGCCCUUGCCUGCCAUAUUACGUGUGGCAAUGUGGUUAUACCAAGAAAUUAAGUAAAGUCUACUCUCUCAUGGACUUCAACUUUUCUGAGCCUAUUCAUUCUUGCUUUGGCAAAACAAAGUCUGUGAACUCCUCCUUUCAUACCACCUUGCAGAUCAAGUUUGCCCAUGAUGGAAUAUGUCAUGGUUUCGCAGUUUGGAUUGACUGGGUACUUGAGGAGAAAAAUUCGAUUGUGAUAAGCACCGGACCAGAGAGUAGGUACUGGAAGCAAGGAGUGCAGCUGCUUAGCAGGCCUGUGGAAGUGAAUCCAGCGAGUUCGGUGAUGAAUGUUGAGGCGCAUUUUGACCCUGAGGAGGGGGAGCUUGCGUUUAAAUCCAUGUUCUCGUGAUGUGAUAAUGCAGUGCAAAUUUUACGUGUGCCUAACUGAGCUCAUGCAUGUGUAGAACUUGGACAGCAGAGCUUUGCUCGUUUCCUUUUGUUGGUCAGCAGCUGAUCCUGAUAUUGUGCUCACUGUUUGGGUGUGACGACGACUAAGGAUAACUAGAGGGGUUUGCCGUCUUGAGCUAGAGCGAGAGGGUAAUGCUACAUCAACACUACUGCCAAAUAUUUAAUCAGAUAUAUCGAUCACUAGCUAGUGUGUA
Molecule: messenger RNA, 2548 nt
Organism: Panicum hallii
Lineage: Eukaryota; Viridiplantae; Streptophyta; Magnoliopsida; Poales; Poaceae
Product: protein arginine N-methyltransferase 7-like
Exons: 14
Coding region: 91-2295 (734 amino acids)
Biological process (GO): peptidyl-arginine methylation
Molecular function (GO): protein-arginine omega-N monomethyltransferase activity
Source: RefSeq, a predicted model, not a curated record